Molecule: messenger RNA, 1797 nt
Organism: Cynoglossus semilaevis (tongue sole)
Lineage: Eukaryota; Metazoa; Chordata; Actinopteri; Pleuronectiformes; Cynoglossidae
Product: inosine-uridine preferring nucleoside hydrolase
Exons: 6
Coding region: 749-1708 (319 amino acids)
Molecular function (GO): hydrolase activity, hydrolyzing N-glycosyl compounds
Source: RefSeq, a predicted model, not a curated record
CAUAUUCAGUCUGUCACCUAUAGACACUCUGGGUGUUUUUGUUUUUGCAUGUAAAUAUGCUUCAGGGUUGCGCUGCUGUACCACAGCAUAUAAGUGUGACGCGGUUUUUAUAUCGGUCGUGUACUCCGCGUCAUGAUAUGGGGACAGUAAAGUUUUCUUGUGAAUCAUUUUUGUUAUUGUUUUGUUUUGUUUUCGUUUGUUUUUUGCGUUAUAUGUGUUUUGCGAAGCGACGGAAUGCACACAAUUGUCCUUCGGUGGAUUAGUAGAGGAGCUAUACAGUACAUCUCAAGUUUCCGUGCUCCAGAGUGGACCGUGAAGGUAUCAUUUUGUUCAGACAAUACUGAACAAAAUAUUAGUUACAAUACUGAUAGUAACUGAAUUUUAUAUAUUUGCAGUACUGUAUAUAAUGGUUUGAUUUUUUUUUUAGGUAAGCUGCGUUGAAUUAGAAAAAAAGAUUUAACAUUCCAACACACAUUGAUAAAAGGGAAAUAAAAGGAUGGGGUAAAUUAUACAAAAACUUAAAGUUUGUUGUCUUUUUUAUGUCCACACCAAGAGUGGGUGAAAAAAACAAAACUUUACUGUCCAUAAACCUUGAAGAAUUUCUACCACAAACAGUUAAUUUGUUUCAUUAUUGACCUCCUGUUGUGUAACUGGAACAAAGGUUUCUUUCAGCUGACCACUGUCUGAGACCUGUGAACCCACCAUCAGCCCACAAACACUACAGUUUCACUGUGGUUCUGCAGGCUCCAUGAUGAAGAAAAAGCUGCUGUUAGAUGUGGACUGUGGAGUCGAUGACGCUCAGGCCAUCAUGGUGGCGCUGGCAGCUCCUAAUGUGGAGCUCCUGGGAAUCACCUGUGUGAGCGGCAACACCUCAGUGGAGAACGUGUGUAAGAACACACUGCGUGUGCUGCAGGUCUGUGGUAAACUGGAGAUUCCUGUAUUUAAAGGCGCAGCAAAGGCAAUCCUAGGGGAAGUCCUCAAUGCUGCAGCUUUUCACGGUCAGGACGGACUAGGGGACGCCCCUGACCCAAAUGCUCCUGGUCUAGAUCUGAUUCAAACAGAAGGAGCCGUGUCAGCCAUGAUAAGGAUCGUCAAUGAAAACCCAGGAGAGGUUUCUCUGGUUGCCACAGCUCCUCUGACAAACGUGGCCUUAGCCGUGAAGAUGGACCCUUCUCUGCCAAGUAAACUCAAAGGUCUCUACAUCAUGGGAGGAAACACAGAGUCUCGAGGAAAUGUAACAAUGUGCAGUGAGUUUAAUUUCAUUGCUGAUCCAGAGGCUGCUCAUAUUGUUCUGAAUGAGUACCAGUGUCCCACCUAUCUGGCAUGCUGGGAGUUUACAUGCUACAACAAGCUGUCCUGGGAGUUCUGCGACGCCUGGUUGGCACAGGACACAGAUAAAGCUCGCUUCAUGGCACAGAUAUUCCGUCACAGCAUCAACGCCUCAAAAAAUGAGUACGGGGAGAAGGUGUUUCCGACCGGCUCUGGUUUUGUUCCGUGUGACGUUUACGCCAUGGCUGCUGCCAUAGACGACUCGUUCAUCUUAGAAAGUGACCAGUACCCAGUGACCGUAGAGCUGAGCGGAACCUUCACCAGGGGCAUGAUGGUAGUGGAUACAACAGGCGGCUUGAACAAGACUUUCACAGCUUCUAUUAUGAAGAAGGUGGACUUGAAGAUGUUCCAGCAGAUGUUGAUGGCUGCUUUGAAAUAAACUACUUUUUUACUUACAAAUGAACACUCUUUUUAGGCAAACAAAAUAGAUUUUUGUAAUUGAUUAUUAAACUCUUAGUAAUGAUACAA